Molecule: messenger RNA, 1342 nt
Organism: Camarhynchus parvulus
Lineage: Eukaryota; Metazoa; Chordata; Aves; Passeriformes; Thraupidae
Gene: UCP3
Product: uncoupling protein 3
Biological process (GO): mitochondrial transport; adaptive thermogenesis; mitochondrial transmembrane transport
Cellular component (GO): mitochondrial membrane
Molecular function (GO): oxidative phosphorylation uncoupler activity
Source: RefSeq, a predicted model, not a curated record
UGGAAGGACAGCAGUGACGUGCAGGCUGCUUUCUCCUGGUGGCAUCCCAAAAAAGACUGGGGCAGGAUGCCAGCUGGGCUGGGCUGGCUGCCACAGAGGAGGUCACAGCACUGCCCCCGAGCUGCAUCUUGGGCAUGAGGUAAACAGCGUCUUCCUUUCAGGUUUGGGUCAGCCGUGGAGCCGGGCAGGAAAACAAGGCAGGGGCCAGCUGGAGAGGGCUGUUGGUGCCAGGCAGCUUUGUCUGGAGCCCAGGGAUGGGGCAAAGGUGGCUCCAGGUGUCAGGACCUCAUGCACAGCGAGCUCAGCCCCUGUGCCACCAUGGUGGGUCUGAAGCCCCCCGAGGUGCCCCCACCGGCCGCCGUGAAGUUUGUCAGCGCGGGGAUGGCAGGCUGCAUCGCCGACCUGUGCACCUUCCCGCUGGACACCGCCAAGGUGCGCCUGCAGAUCCAGGGCGAGGUGACGAUCCCCCUCACGGUCAGCUCGGUGGAGUACCGGGGCGUUCUGGGCACGCUGAGCACCAUGGUGAGGACGGAGGGAGCCCGCAGCCUCUACAGAGGGCUGGCAGCCGGGCUGCAGCGCCAGAUGAGCUUCGCCUCCAUCCGUAUCGGCCUCUACGACUCCGUGAAGCAGCUCUACACCCCCAAGGGCGCUGAUAACACAGGCAUGGCCACGCGGCUCCUGGCGGGCUGCACCACGGGCGCCGUGGCCGUGGCCUGCGCCCAGCCCACCGACGUGGUCAAGGUGCGGUUCCAGGCCAGCGGGGCCCAGUGGGACAGCGCCCGGCGCUACAGCGGCACCGUGGAUGCCUACCGCACCAUCGCCAGGGAGGAGGGCGUCCGCGGGCUCUGGAGAGGGACGCUGCCCAACAUCGCCCGCAACGCCAUCAUCAACUGCGGCGAGCUCGUCACCUACGACCUGCUCAAGGACGCGCUGCUGCGGGCGCAGCUCAUGACAGACAACGUCCCGUGCCACUUCGUGGCCGCCUUCGGCGCCGGGUUCUGUGCCACGGUGGUGGCGUCCCCGGUGGACGUGGUGAAGACGCGCUACAUGAACGCCAGCCCCGGGCAGUACCGCAAUGCCCUGAGCUGCCUGCUGGCCCUGCUCAUGCAGGACGGCCCCGCCGGCCUCUACAAGGGCUUCGUCCCGUCCUUCCUGCGGCUGGGCUCCUGGAACGUGGUGAUGUUUGUGUCCUACGAGCAGCUGCAGCGCCUGAUGGUGCUGGCACGGCCGGCGCUGGCCUGAGCCCCCGGCGCCGCGGCCGGCCCAGCGAGGCUCCCAUCAAUUAUAUUAAUUGCCGGAGCGCCGGGGAGCAGCGGAGCCACACGCGCGGGGAGGGACCCGA